Messenger RNA from Metarhizium brunneum ARSEF 3297, 333 nucleotides. RefSeq lists its product as uncharacterized. NCBI's taxonomy places the organism in Eukaryota, Fungi, Ascomycota, Sordariomycetes, Hypocreales, Clavicipitaceae. Gene Ontology annotation, biological process: mRNA splicing, via spliceosome. The record is from RefSeq and is a predicted model, not a curated record. Gene Ontology annotation, cellular component: U2 snRNP; precatalytic spliceosome; catalytic step 2 spliceosome.
AUGUCCCGCCAUCACCCCGAUCUCGUCAUGUGCCGCAAACAAUCAGGCAUCGCCAUCGGCCGCCUCUGCGAUAAAUGCGACGGAAAGUGCCCCGUCUGCGACUCCUACGUGCGCCCUACCACUCUCGUGCGCAUCUGCGACGAAUGCAGCUUCGGCAACUACCAGAACAAAUGCGUCGUGUGCGGCGGGGAGGGCAUCUCGGAUGCGUUUUACUGCUUCGAGUGCACGCGGCUGGAGAAGGACCGUGACGGCUGUCCGAAGAUUAUAAACCUAGGUAGUUCGAGGACAGAUCUCUUCUAUCAAAAGAAAACGAAUCGGUCGGCGAAUUACUAG